Crotalus tigris (Tiger rattlesnake) is the source of this 6079-nucleotide messenger RNA. It is a transcript of the gene BUB1, whose product is annotated as BUB1 mitotic checkpoint serine/threonine kinase. The coding region runs from base 243 to 3320 and encodes 1025 amino acids. NCBI's taxonomy places the organism in Eukaryota, Metazoa, Chordata, Lepidosauria, Squamata, Viperidae. The record is from RefSeq and is a predicted model, not a curated record. Gene Ontology annotation, biological process: meiotic sister chromatid cohesion, centromeric; mitotic spindle assembly checkpoint signaling; protein phosphorylation. The transcript has 23 exons. Gene Ontology annotation, molecular function: protein kinase activity; ATP binding.
CUUUCCUGCCACGUAUAUGGCAGUGUUCGCUUUACAACUGGAAGUGAAAAUCGAGCGCCGCAAGCACCUUUUUUUCCUGCUGCCUUACGAAGGUAUUCGGAGCUUUUAAUAAACCAAAGGCUCAAGCUGUCCUCCUGAUUGGCUGCUCUUCCUGGGACAAAGGCCAAUCAUAAUAAGACUAGAGCGCCUGUGCGUCUGCGUGGGACGAUUUGAAUUUUUCUGAAUGCUUCCUGCCAGUUACAAUGGAUGCCGUCUGCUCGGAGGCCACCAUGGACCUCUCAAUUCGCGCGCAAAUGUUUGAAGCUCAUAUACAGAACUACGGUGGCAAUGAUCCACUUGAUCCCUGGUACAGAUAUUUUCAGUGGGUAGAAGGAAUGUCAGAAGCAGAAGGAAGAAAGCAAAAUUGCCUGUCAUCUUUACUGGAGAGGCUUGUGAAAACAUUUCUAAGUGAUAAGAGGUAUCAUCAGGACAUGAGAUUCAUCGACUGCUGUGUCAAAUUUGCUAACUUCAUUGAUAAUCCAAGUCAGUUUUUUGAUUACAUGUACAGUCAAGGAGUUGGUAACAAAUCAUCUAUUCUGUAUAUUUCUUGGGCACAACAACUUGGUGGACAAGGAAAUGUGCCUCAGGCAUGCGCUGUUAUUCAGAGAGGUAUCCAAAAUGAAGCCCAGCCAAUUGAGAAAUUACAUCAGCAAUAUCAGUUGUUACAGAAUAGCUUGCCCCAGAAUGAAAUUUCAACUCCAGUUGGUGUUUUGCAGCAACGUAACCCUCAGAUGGCUAAUCACUUAGCUUCUAGAAACGAUUCAGCCUGUCCCUACCAGAGUCAGAAUCCAAACAGUUCUGAAUUAUACCCCACCACUUGUGAGGGACAAGAGAAUAUGGAAAAACCCAAGUACAUCACCACCAUUUCCAAGUCAGAAGUUGUACCAAUACCAUCAAGUCAUGCUGCCUUUGAGCAGAAGGCAAUGUACGUCAAAACACUUCUUGAUUGUGAAGGUUCUGAGCUGUGUUUUGAAGAAGUGAGAGCUAAAGUAUAUUUGAAGAAGGCAGAAUGUUUGAAAAGGCAAAAGGAAUUAGAGACUGAAGACAACGAGUUAAUGAAAAAGAAAGAAAGUGACCUCCUUGAGCUACAAAAACUGCAGCAGAAAUUGGACCAGCUCUCCCAAUCAUCAUCUUCGUGCCAGAAAGAUGUAUUACAGCCAAUUGCUCAACAGUCCUUGCUAAGCUCAACAGGGGGUGAUCAGUGUGUACAAGUGAGAACUUCACAGUGUUGGCCAGAAUGGAUAGCUUCUUCUGUAACUCAGAGUGCUCCGAACGUGGGAACAGAACAUCAAAGUUUAUCAGGAGAUGCUUUAACUUCACAGCCUAUUGGAAAUCACCCACAAAGAUCUGCUUUCAAGGAUAUUGGAGUGUCUUCAACUUCUUUGGCAAUGAUGAGCUAUGUGGCCGAUAUUGAUGAAACUCUUGGGCAACAGUCAGUAUCUGAUCCUCCCAUGACAGCUGUAAGUGAGAAAGCUGCAUUUGAAACUCACCCUGAUUUUGAAGAGUGUACAGAUAGUCUGCAUAGACUUCAAGUCAGCAGUAAUUCUGUCCAGCCACCUCAGAAGUAUUCUACUAUCUUCCAUAAUUGCCAUGAUGGAGAGAUGCACAUAGAUCCUUCAAAUCGGACAGAGCAGCAUUCCAUGGAAAUGAGAGACGAUAACAGAAAUACGUCAGGCUUUUUUGAUCAACGUCAUAUGACUCUAAAUGCAUCAAGCAUAAUACAAGCAACCCCAUCUAAAGUACAGCCUUCUCCUACUGUUCACACAAAAGAAGCCUUGGGUUUCAUCAUGGAUAUGUUUCAAGUGACUUCUCUAAAAGAUACUACUAUACUUUCAGAAAAUGAGGAAGAAGAUGUUGAGGCUUUCUUUAGAAACAAAGAUCCAGGUGAGGCUGUCAGCAUUAAGCCUAGUGUUCCUGCUACAUUACCUGCUUUUACAAUUUUUGAAGAUGAAAAUAUGGAGGUCGUGCAGUCAGUUCCAAAGUCAACAUCUAUCAGAGUAUUUGGCGAACGUCCCACAGGCACUCUGGCUGUUUCUAAACCAAGAGAUGAAAGCCAGCCAACAGAGGGCCUGACCAGUGACUAUACAAUAUGGGCUAAUCCAUGUAACCAAACUUUUGCUCCAAGUCUGAAAAGCCCAGGAGAUUUCGUUCAAGCUGCUCACCUUCUCUCCUCUACACCGUUCAAUACCAUUUCAGGGCCUUUAGUCCAAGAGAUGCAAGCUAAAGUCAUUGAGAAUCCUUGGGAUGAAAGUUUAAUCUUCCAGCUUCUGUCCAGGCUGCCAAAACCAAUAAGUGCUUAUCCCAAUACUUUCCAGUGGGCAACGAAUCUUCCACUUGUCAGACCAAAAACCGUUGUCAAAUUAGCAUCCACAUCCUUCCACAUUGAUUGCUUACUUGGAGAAGGAGCUUUUGCACAAGUGUAUCAAGCUUCUGCCCUUGAUAUGGACAAUUCUAAGAAUAAUCAGAAAGUAAUACUGAAGGUACAGAAACCUGCAAGCCCCUGGGAAUUCUAUAUAGCAGCUCAGCUGAUUGAAAGGCUGAAGCCAAGUAUGCAUCACCUUUGCAUCCAAUUCUAUGGUGCUCACUUCUUUCAAAAUGGAAGUAUUCUAAUAGGGGAGCUUUACAGUUAUGGAACUUUACUGAACACCAUAAAUAUAUACAAAAAACUAACAGAGAAGGUGAUGCCCCAAGCUCUGGUUAUCUACUUCACCAUAAAAAUCCUGCACAUGGUAGAAGAGCUUCACAAGGGUGGAAUAAUUCAUGGUGACAUUAAACCUGACAACUUUAUAUUUGGUGAAAGGUUUUUGGACAAUGACACAUGUGAUAUUGAUGGUACAUCUCAUGGUCUGACAAUUAUUGACUUUGGUCAAAGCAUAGACAUGACCCUAUUUCCCGAAGGAACCGCUUUCACAGGAAAGUGUGAAACAUCUGGGUUUCAGUGUAUUGAAAUGAUUACAGGCAAGCCAUGGAAUUACCAGACUGAUUAUUUUGGAAUUGCUGCAACAGUGUACUGCAUGUUAUUUGGCACAUAUAUGAAAGUAAAAAAUGAGCAAGGAAUCUGGAAACCUGAUAGUACCUUUAGGAGGAUUCCCAAUGGAGAGGUUUGGAUUGAUUUCUUUGUCACUUUGCUGAACAUACAAGAUUGCAACCACUUGCCUUCUUUGGGAGCUUUACGGACAUCGCUGAGAGACUUAUUUUUAAAAACUUACUCCAAUAAAAUAAUAGUUCUGCGUAACAGGCUUGCAGUGUUGCUUGUUGAAAACAAACGAUCACGGAAGUAAAUGCUGGACUCUUUUGAAACAACUAAAAGGUUUUGAGAUUGUUUGAUCAAGUCUUCAUGAAGUUUCAUCUUGUUUCGUCAAGCGGCAGUUUAAUUUUGGUUUGACUUACAAAGGUUGGCACUGCACUGCUGGUGUUUAAAUAGUGCACUAUUAAUGAUUUGAUUUCACAAACAGCUUCCAUUUGCUAACACUUCUAAAAAAUAUUAACAUUAGAGAUGAACCCUCUUUUUGGAACUGGACAGAAGAAAAAUAGGGAAGAGGGAGUGGAGUGUUGCGAAAAAAAAUUGACAUGGAGUCUGAAGCUUGAGAACAAAUAUUGAGAUGGAUGAAGAAAUCAGCAUUUGUGGAACUUACAUCUAAAUAUCUGAAUGCGCCUGUAUUUUUUUCCCUAUGGGUACUUUAUAAACAAUAAAAUGUACUUUCAAAGGAAAAUUGUCCAGUCAAAUCCAUUCAUUUUAAUUUUUCAGGUAAAAGAAUAGAAUAAUAGUAAAUAACAGAAGGCAUCAAGUGUAAUAUUGACACCAUAUCUUGAGUUAAAAGUAUAACUAUAUUGUAAUUAAAGCUAUAACUUAGCCAUUAAGUACUGACAAUGUAUCAAGUUUCCUAUAUCUGAAGCUCUUCUACUAUAGUAGGUUUCCAAUAAGACUAUGAUGGGAAUUGUAAUCUCUGGACAGUUUCUUAUAUAAAUAUAUAAAAGCAGAAACCAAACUGUCUUAUAGUUACGACCAUACCCUUUUAUCACAAUUCCUUAUCCCCAAAAGUAAAAACUUCCCCUCUGGUCCCUUUGCCAUUGCUAUCUCAGACAGCAAACUAAGCCCACCCAAACCCCCAAACAAAAAUAUGUAUCUUGUAUGUUUCCAGAGGUUCAGUAAUAUAUAGGUAGUCCUCGCUUACUGAUUGUUCAUUCAGCAACUUUUUGAACUUAAGAUGGUGCUGAAAAAGGAGAUUUACAACUGGCCCUUCAACUUGUGAUUGUGUCCAUGUGAUCACAUAAUUGCCAUUUGCAACCUUUAUGGCUUCUGACAAGCAAAAUUGAUGAAGCUGGCAAGCUGUGAUCAUGUGACCUUGAGCUUAUUGACUGGAAGAGUUAUCUAACCACAGCUGAAACUGACAUAAGACGGUCAUGGUCACAUGAUGUUUAAAAUAUGUGUUGCUUAGUGAUAGUUGAUGGUCCCAGCUGCAGUUAAAGUGACAAAUACCUGUAUACUUAUAAGCUGAAGGGAAAAAAAUCAAGAUUUUGAGAAUUAUAGCAGGGGAACAAGCUAUUAUCCACUGGGUACUUUGGAAAGCUUCUGUCAGCAACCAAACAAUGACUUGAGGUGAAAGUAGUUCAUCUAAAACAGACAUGCCAAACUCAUGACGUCAUGCAACGUAUUGGGACUGUUUUGCCAGUGCCGGCAAUGGGUUGGGUGUAGCUUCUGUGUGACACGUCCGGCCCAUGGGCCGGCAGUUUGACACCCCUGAUCUAAAACAUCUGACAGAUACUACAUUGCUACAUGGAGGGGUAUAGAAUACAUCAGUUGAGGGCAAACCCCCAAACUAGCGAUGGGGAAGAAGGACUUGAUUUGCUCAGAUCAGUAACCGUUUAGAUUAAAAUUGUUUCACUCUGGUUGACAAGGAUUUUCCAGAAUGGAAAUGAGCUUUAUUCUGUGCAGAGCAUGGCUUCUAGAAUUCUUUCCAACAUCUUAAUAGCUGUUCCAUCUAGGCGAAAAGAGAGAAGUGGGUUUAAGCCAACAGUUCCUUCUCUAUCUCUCUCAUACAGACUCACUGGUGGAUUCUUUUUCUUGAAGCCAUUUUUGAAGAACACCAGAUCUGAAUUUUGAAUAGUGGCAAAUUUAGUUCCAUUGUGAUCUCAGAGCUGAGCUCAAGCUCAGAGUCUUGAGCUUCUUGUAUAAAGAAUUUCUUUGGAAUUUCUUUCCCAGCCAUUAAAUGGCUAAUUACCUCUCCCUCUCCCAGAUUAUAGAGUACAAUACAGCACAUACAAUAAUGUGAUAAACUACUUUCUAAUAAGUACUAUACCCAGAAACUUAACUAAAGAUACAUAAGGCCAAAAACAUUCCUGACAAUAGAUAUCAUUAUAUCCCAACUUUCAAUUGAAUCAUUCUUAUGCGUCUUAUACUUCAACUCUAUGCAAAAAAAAAUGACUCAUUUUAGUACAUUUGAACAUGUGUAUCUUAAGCAUCUCCAUUUAAUUUCCACCCAAAUCUGAUUUUUUUAAAGUCAAGCAUACAAAUACUUAUUUUUCAACCUAACAUUUAAUGUUUUCGUAUAUUUAAAUUUUGAUACUGUACACAAUUUGAAUCAGGAAUUACACUGUAACAUUCAGAUACUGUGGAAAGUUCAAGACUGAUCUGUUUUAAAAAAAAUCUGGUCAAGUGUCUUCCCUUUUCUUAAUUUCCAUCUCUGGAUGGAUGGAAUGUAAGAAACAGCACUAUACAUUAGACAAGGGAAAGAGCAGGAGCAGUGAGGCAGUGUCAGCCCCUUAACUAUGUGAAUGAGUGCUUGAUAUUUAGGACUUGGAUACUAUUAUAUUUAAACUGACCGUGGUAAAAUAAUUCAGGCAUGGAUCCCUUUCUUCAGUCAAGUGCAUCCAUGCACUCUGCUUUCAGAAAAGAGAUAGGAUCUACAGUGUAAGUAAAGACAAAGGUUUAGCCUACCACAACUUUCGAUGGAGGUGGAUGAAUGAGGAAUAAUAGUAAGUAGCAUUGGAUCCGCUGCCUUUAUUACUGGAUGUCUCCCUGAUAUUUCUUGAUAAUGUG